This is a messenger RNA of Alosa sapidissima (American shad), 4143 nucleotides long. It is a transcript of the gene arrdc3b, whose product is annotated as arrestin domain containing 3b. Gene Ontology annotation, cellular component: cytoplasm. The transcript has 8 exons. Bases 235 to 1476 code for a protein of 413 amino acids. Lineage: Eukaryota; Metazoa; Chordata; Actinopteri; Clupeiformes; Clupeidae. The record is from RefSeq and is a predicted model, not a curated record. Gene Ontology annotation, biological process: protein transport.
GUAAACCCGUCUGUGAACAGAGACUACUGAGACUAGACGUGUAGAUAAAAGCUAUCCAGGCUUUUAGGAAAGCCUUGAAAACUAAAUGACUUGCCAUAGAUUAUAGCACUGAUCCAGCCUGCAGCCUCCCUGCAUGGCAAACUUACUUACUGGUCAGUGUUUGAAAGAUCACGCUAAUGUUGUAGUGAGGUCUGGGUUUUUUUUUUGUAAGAUCUGAAUUAAUUUCUUACCACCAUGGUGCUCGGAAAGGUGAAGAGCUUCUUUGUGAGCUAUGACUGUCUUAAUGACAGCAAUGUCCCCGUUUUCGCCAGUGGGGACUCGGUGUCAGGGAGAGUUAUCAUCGAGGUCACCGGAGAAAUUCGGGUGAAAUCCUUGAACAUCCACGCCAAAGGACUGGCUAAAGUUCGAUGGACUGAAUCUCGCAAUGCUGGAUCCAACACUGCCUAUACGCAAAAUUACACCGAAGAAGUGGAGUAUUUAAACCACAGAGACAUCCUAAUUGGACAUGAUCGAGAUGAUGAGAACCCUGAAGAAGGACUGACAACCCUUCACACCGGAAGACACGAGUACCCGUUCAGCUUCGAACUCCCUCAAACGGCCCUGGCCACCUCUUUCGAGGGGAAGCACGGUAGCGUGCGCUACUGGGUGAAGGCAGAGCUGCACAGGCCGUGGCUGUUGCCCAUGAAAGUGAAGAAGGAGUUUACUGUCUUCGAGCACAUCGACAUCAACACUCCGCUCCUGCUGUCUCCCCAGGCAGGCACCAAGGACAAGACUCUGUGCUGCUGGUUCUGCACCUCUGGUCCCAUCUCCCUAAGUGCCAAAAUCGAGAGGAGAGGCUACACUCCUGGCGAGUCGAUCCAGAUCUUCGCCGAGAUCGAGAACUGCUCGUCUCGCGUGGUCGUGCCAAAGGCAGCCAUCUACCAAACCCAGACCUUCUAUGCCAAAGGGAAAGUGAAGGAGAUCAAGCAGCUGAUCGCCAACCUGCGGGGAGAGCCUCUGCCCAGUGGGAAGACCGACACCUGGAACGGCAAGAUGCUCAAGAUUCCGCCAGUCUCACCCUCCAUCCUGGACUGCAGCAUCAUCCGGGUGGAGUACUCGCUCAUGGUGUACGUGGACAUCCCAAGAGCCAUCAACCUGUCGCUGAGCCUCCCACUGGUCAUCGGGACCAUCCCCCUGCACCCGUUUGGCAGCAGGACAUCCUCCGUCAGCAGUCAGUGCAGCAUGGCCAUGAGCUGGCUGGGCAUGGCACUGCCUGAGAGACCAGAAGCUCCCCCCAGCUACUCGGAGUGUAUCAGCCAAGAGCAGAGACCUAGCCUGGACCUCACGGCGGCACGCGAUGAACUGGAGGGUCCGCUGUUCGCCUACAUCCAGGAGUUCCGCUUUCAGCCACCACCACUGUACUCCGAGAUUGACCCCAAUCCAGAGCCCGGCUGCUGGACCGAGGAGAGGCGUCCGGACUUGUGUCCGUCUCGCUGAAGCGUCCCCUGCUGCCUGUCCAGAGCUGUCAGGCUGUUUUUCUCCUCGAGACUACGACGCCUCCUCUAUCUCCACACCCCAGCCCAGCGCGGGCCCAGGGGCUCAGAGACCCUGCAGGAGACCAGAGCUUCCCCUACAGAGGCAGCCCAGGAGUCUCCACCCAACCCGAACAAGCCUGCUCGCCCAGCCGAACCCGAACCCGGGCCGGAACCACAACCCGGUCCUUGGCCCGCUCGCAACCGGCUGGCACACGAUUAGGCACCUGCUUGCCCAUGGAGGGGACUACCCACUGAUGGUUUAAACUGUGGCACACGCUGAACGACAUAUUAUUACUAUUACUUUACUAUUAUUUUUUUGUUGUUGCCUGAGCAAAAACUGAAAGAGAAAUUGUGCCCUUGUCUCCUCCCUCCCUUCUAUGCCCCCUUGUGAUCCGCUCCGGAUCACCAUGGACACCACCAGGCCUGCGUUACGAUGCGUUGCGCAGGGCAACAGGGUUGGAGACACUCCUCCUGCCUCUGAAAAACGAUUUUGCACAUCUUGAGUUUUUCUCUUUUUGUUGUCAACGUUGUUGUUGUUAUUGUUGUUUAGCAGCAGGGUUUGUGUGGUUCACUCCUAAAGCGCCACUGUUAGUGCAUCCAGUGCCCAUACGCUCUAGAACAAGACUUGCGGGCUUUAGGCCGUAGAGCCCAAGUAGAAGUCGAUCGGGUUGCGCAAACCGAACGAAAGACAAUACAGAGAACAAAAGAAGAGAAAAGACGCUCCAGAGGAGCGCAAAAGAAGAGAAGAGGCUAUCUCUUUUUUUUUUUUUUUUUUUUUUAAAUCGACCAGCUGUCUGACUGACUAGAUAAGUAGUAGCCUCUUCGACAGUGUUUUUCUUUUUCUUUUUUAUUUCUAGAAGCUUCCCAGCUGGUCGUGGUUGUGUGUGUGUGUGUGAAGUGCAGGAUGUGUUUGCAGAGCUGAACUGUAUGGUCAGGGAUCAGAGGGAGGGGGUGAAAAGAGAAGGACUCCUUCCUCCUCCUCCUCCUCCUCCUCCUCCUUCUCCUCUUCCUCCUCCUCCUCCUCCUCUUGAGGGGUGUGGGAUGAGACACAAUCGCGCCCUGUGCCUUUGAGCUGUCCUCGCACACCACGUUGCCUUUCCACAGAGCUCACACACACACACGUGCGCAUCACUGUCCCAUCAAUCUCUCUGUCUCUCUCUCUCUCUCUCUCUCUCUCUCUCUCUCUCUCUCUCUCUCUCUUUCUCUCAGGUGUUCUGCUCACUUGCCAAACUUUUAAGACGAGAGGUGACACACGCUCACCCUUUCCCUCUUGCUCGCUCUCUCGCUCUCUCCCUCUCUCUCUCUCUCUCUCUGUCUCUCUCUGUCUCGAUCUUAACUGCGCUGUCAGUCAACACAAAAGGCAGGAUACCGAGAGAAGUGUCAGGAAAACCCUGCACAAAGAUGAUGCGAGAGAAAAAAAAAAACAAAAACGAAUGACAUUCCUCUUUUAGUCCUAAUUCUUUCUCGUUACUCGACGAAAUGACUCCUACAGAUAGUCAUGGAUGACGUCGAGUCUACGGUGACCCGGACAUGAGUUGAACUAGACUGUACCAUUAAAGCACAGUUGAAUUAAAGCGAAGCGCAGAGCGCGCUCCUCGAUGAGUUCUACAUUAGUUUUUCACACUCAUUCGAUGACGCGCAAGACAAGUUGGAGUUUGGCUUUUUCAGCCUUAACUGUAAUAAGCACUUUUAUUUUGUUAUUGUAAGCGUGAGUGUGUGCGAAAUUAAUCACACCAUAUGAAAGCAUUGCAACUACGCGGGCAUGAUUUAGUAAAACAAAUUAGGUAGACUUUUGUCUUUUUUGUUUAUUCAUGAAAGUUUACAAGUUGUUUUGUGUUUUUUUUUUUUUUUUUUUUUUUUUCUUUUUUUAUGGUGACCAUGUCUAUGUGCUUUUUUGAUGAACGAAAUGUUACUCAAGACAGUGCAGCUCUCUGUUGAGACGAUUGGAAGACAAACACAUGCCUGCGUGGCCUUGGCACAAAUCCUUUUCCUCGAUUCAAGCUCUUUGUUGUUAAAGACUACGUGCUUAUCAGCCAGGUUUUGUUCUCUGGGUUUUCUCAUCAUUGCAACUCUCAGUCAAAAAAGGGAAUAAUUAUCGUCUCGACAGCAUUUAUUUUGUGGCUGAAGCAGCGUCCUUUUGCGUUUCUCCUCCCGUUGUCUGCACGCAUGCAUGGGUUGCCGACUUGCUCACAGGCAGUUUUGUUGUGACAGAUGCUUCAUUAGCCGCGUGGCUUAGCUCUUUAAGUUACUAUGUGGACUUGCACGCCCCUUGAAAGGUCGAGCACGAAAAGCGUGAAUGCACUUCUGAAUGAUAUAGCUCCAUACAUAGAUAUAUAUAUACACAUAUCUAUGGCUCCAUACCUGACGAUGACACAAGAUUUUGUUUAUAUUACCUCCCGAGUGUGAAUUAAGCUUAUUCUAAGUUUUAGAAACAAAAAAAGUGCAAUAUUAUUUUAGUAUAUAUAUAUUUCCACUAUUUGUACAGUUUCAUAUCUUUUUUUUGUUUUGUUUGUUUUCUGCUUAAUAUUAUUAUCAUAUUUUGUCUGUAUUAUGCCAGUUGAUGAAUGUUUUAUGUUACAAUUUUGUUCUUGAUCUUCCUUGUUUUCAAAUAAAUAAGCCAUUUUUGAAA